Molecule: messenger RNA, 546 nt
Organism: Paraglomus brasilianum
Lineage: Eukaryota; Fungi; Glomeromycota; Glomeromycetes; Paraglomerales; Paraglomeraceae
Source: the annotation of a GenBank genome assembly
AUGGCCGGUGUUAAUAAUCAAUCGAUUCACAACAAUUAUACAUACAGCAUUCCAUCUGACCAGGGGUAUUAUAUGGACUCUAAUUAUACUUACAGUCUUCCUUGGGAUCAGAUGCACUAUACAGACCCGGAUUACGCAAACAGUCUCCCACCAGUUAGUAGAGGCUCUAAUGGCAUCUAUCUUCAACCUCCCAGUCAAGUUUGCUUUCCUUCUGAUACCGGGCCUCUCGACAAUAAUAACAUCUCCACGAGCGAAAAUGAACCGUUCUGUACCCCGUCCUACGGAUACGUCGAAAACAAUGAAAAUCGAGUCAACAAUUCGGUUCUUCCGAUGAAUUAUAAUUCGAGUAAUACAGUUCAUUCUCCGUUUAUUUACCAAACAUCAGGUCAAACGCAAUCUACUUCUAGCUUUUCAAACAACGUAAGCAUGAUGUCAAACGCUACGAGUCAUGGACAAGUAAUAAUUAUUAUGAAUGCUGACAUUGACUUGGAAAGAUUACUGUUUAUUAUUCAAUCAUGUGGGAGGGUGGAAAGAAUAUACAUGUAA